Molecule: messenger RNA, 900 nt
Organism: Echinostoma caproni
Lineage: Eukaryota; Metazoa; Platyhelminthes; Trematoda; Plagiorchiida; Echinostomatidae
Source: the annotation of a GenBank genome assembly
AUGCAUUUCACAUCUAUCACAAGGUCUACACUACAGUUGUUAGAAAGAGAGAACACUGAACUGCAUGAAUGUUUGACGGAAGAUGCAGAACGAUUGAGAAAAUUGAUGACGGCACAUGAGGGCCUCUGUGACCUUUUCCGCGAUACCGAUGUUGCUUUGACCAACGCAUUAGAGUUAUUCAACUCAAAAUCGAUACUGAAUUUCACGGAACGUCGUGAACGGCAAGAUCAUUUGGUGGCUAUAUUUUUUGUAAUUUUGAAUACCAGCGAUCAGGUGUGCGGAAGGAUUAAUCCGCAAAGUCUGGGUGCACCGAGUUUGGGUCGAGCCACCGGGUUUAGUUACACCACACGACAAAAAGCAGACCACAAUUCACCUGGAAAAUUAAAAUAUGAUACCCAUUUACCAUCAGACGAUUCUAUUCUGUUGGAUGAGAACACUUUCUCCAUGCCGCGGACUGACAGUGAUGUGCAUAUGGUCAUUUCUCCCGAGAAACUUUUCCAAUUCGGUCUAGUUGAAGUAGAAGACAAACAGAUGCCAAAGUAUCCGGCCACAUUCUUACAUGACCUUUCACUUACCGCAAAAGGUUUGAAUCGGCACGUGUCCACAGAAACAGCUAUGUGCUCUGUUGCUGUACAAACAAACCAACGCAGCGGUAAAACUGUGCAUAUCGGAAACGAGUUGCAACGUCAUUGGUCUAUUGGUUCGGUGUGCCGUGCUAAGCUGGAUCAGGUUGCAAUGUCUGGUUUGGCUUCCAGUGUGAACUUUGUGCGACCCGAUAGAAUUCGUGGCGAGCGGGGACAAUAUACAGUCGGUACCGGGAUAAACCGUCAAAGAACAGUGGUGUUUGAUUCGAUGCCCAGUAUUGCACUCCCUAGUCUACAAUCUUUGGCUUCAAUUUGA